Messenger RNA from Neopsephotus bourkii (Bourke's parrot), 3055 nucleotides. Its product is annotated as mucin-2-like. Bases 1 to 1602 code for a protein of 533 amino acids. Lineage: Eukaryota; Metazoa; Chordata; Aves; Psittaciformes; Psittacidae. The transcript is spliced from 7 exons. Gene Ontology annotation, molecular function: protein binding. The record is from RefSeq and is a predicted model, not a curated record.
AUGUCCACAACUCACAUUUAUAAAAUUGUACCAGGUACAAAGAAUAUAACAGCACUGGAGGAAACAACAAGCACACAGACUGAGGCCAAUACUAAGACAGAGGCUGCACCCAUGUCACCAGCCUGGGAAGGGAGCUCACUCAAGGUGCCUCCUGGGAGUGAGGCGACGAGCCCCACCUUCCCAACACCCAGGCCCAGCACCACUGCCAUCAGCAUGGACACAGCGAGUGGCACUGCUGCCUCCCUGUCCCUCCAGCCCAGCUCAGCAGCAACGACCCGCUCCUCCUUCUCAUCCUCUCCUGUGGGCUUCACAGAUGCCACUACCAUGGCACAGAAAAGCAGCACCAGCGAAAACACUGAGGCGGGGUUGGCAGCCACAUCCCACCCAUCCGUGGCACCCAUGUCCCCUGCUUCCUCCUCCACUCCUGCUGCUACAGGCACUGGGUCAGGCACUGUGUCAACAGAUGCUCUGACAGACAGUCCAGCUCCCAGCACGCCCAGCUCCACGACAUCGGCAUCCACCUCCAGCAUGUCCCUUGUCUCAGAGACCACCGAUGCCAGCCUGUCAUCCACACAGUCUGGCAGCAUUAAGAUGCAUGCAUUGCAGCUCACAUCAACAUCCAUCAUGCAGGGACAGGCCAUGACAGAGGUGGAAGCCACUUCAUCUUCCCCGGGAACCACCUUGGCUGCCGCAGCCACCACCUCUGAUGCUAACCCAGACACAGCUCUUCCCAGCAAAGUUGAAACUCCCAACAUGAACGAGGGGAGUGGCCUGACAACGAAUCCCAACACCCAGAUGAUGCCCUCACUCUCCGCCACAUUGUUGGUGACCCCCUCCACACCGCCAAUGAUGGAAGGAGAAAGGAAGACAGAGGCUGCACUCACGUCACCAACCUGGGAAGGGAGCUCACUCGAGGUGUCUGCCAGGAGCAAGGUGACGAGUGCCACCUUCCCAACACCCAGGCCCAGCACCACUGCCAUCAGCAUGGACACAGCGAGUGGCACUGCUGCCUCCCUGUCCCUCCAGCCCAGCUCAGCAACAACGAGCCACUCCUCCUUCUCAUCCUCUCCUGUGGGCUUCACAGAUGCCACUACCAUGACACAGAAAAGCAGCACCAGCAAAAACACUGACAUGACCUCAGUCCCUCCAGAAAGUGCUAUGGCUAGAUUUACAAGAUCCACAGCCAAUCCAAUUUUCACCACCACAUUCGUAUCAGGACCUUGUAUGCCAAUGUCCAUCAAAGUUCAGAAUGUGACUGGGUACGCAAUACAAUUCAGUUGGACUGGUGGCAGGAGAGGAAGCCUCCACACCAUCUCCCUCAUGGAUGGAAGUCGGGAGAUAAACAAAACAACUACAAACGAGACAAAAACUGUGUUUGAACAUUUACUUCCUGGUCAUGUAUACACAGUAUCUGUGGAAGAACAGUCUUGUGCUGGGGAUAGCAGGACUUCAGUUACUGUUCGAACAGAUCCUGCUUCCUGUUUCAACAGAACUGAGUUUUGCUUACCACAGAAUACUGCCUGUCCUGACUUGAAAUAUACUGUAUGCUCAUAUUAUCAAGCAUUUUCCUGCAGUGUUUUGUUAAAAAAAACAGACAUUUAAUCAUACACUUUAUGACUCUGAAAGUGAAGAUUACAAAACAAUGUCUGAAAGUAUCAAAACAGAAGUUGUUAGAGAAAUGCGCAUUAGACUGAAAGAUGACCAGUUCAGUAUCAUUGUGCUUGGAUUCAGACCUGGGAGUGUGAUCGCUGAUUUUAUUUCUCUAUUGCAAACCCAAGACUCCAUCAGUGUGACUGUUAUGCAGACACACUUAAGUCAAAUACUGAAGAGCAAGUUUGGUGACCAAACUGAAGUAAUCAUACGAUCUUCUUCUGCUCAGUCAUCAACUGAAAAAAAUUCCCCCUGGAAAGUGGCAGUGAUUGUCCUUGGAGUUUUACUUGGAGUUGCAUUACUGCUGAUUUUUCUGAUAACAUUGUUUUACAUUUAUAAGAAGAAAAGUUCGACUGCAUAUUUGGUUGAACCUAAAGGACUUCUGGGAAAUUUUGUCUACAAGCACUUAUAAUAAAAGUGUUCGGUUUCAUUUGCAUAUUUUUGUUAAGAGGGGAAAUUAAUAUAUUUUUCUUAAAUUCUAUGUUAAUUGUGUAUGUUAACUUAAGAUAACCCUACCCGCUCCUUCCCAAUGGCCACCACCAAAUUCCUGAGUGCCUAACAACCUUUAAUGAAUGAAUCAUCCUUUUAACAUUGCUCUCAGGUAUGGAGUGGUGAAAUCUCCCCAUUUUGCAUGUGCUAGAGUGAGGUAUGGAAAAACUUCUGUUUGGACUAUCAACUAUAGCUACCGCAAUGAUUCCUAACCAAUGGGUAUGAAGAGUGAUAUAAUCCAAACUACUCAAUAUUCUCAUACUUAGAUGACACAGCAAAGGCAGCAACUGAUCUUAGUACCUAUGGCAGGUCACCUAAGCUCACACAGCUGAGCCCAGUCAUCCUGUGAGGCUUUAUGCACUUGGGUGAUUCACCUCACCUGAGAUUUUUAUCACCAUAUGAAGAUGCCUUUUUCUCUCCAGUGACUGCAGAAUGAGUUCAGGGUAAUUAGUGUUCUAGCAUAUGCAAGUUGGUUAGGAGUCUUUAAAGGAAGAGUGAUAGAGCUGGGCUGUGUGGGUUUGUUAUAGGGCUUUCUGGAGGAGCAGGAGUUUGAUCUGGAACCUUCUUAAUUCAAGGUUAGUUUCUUUAAUUGUUGGGCUAUGAAGAAACAACUGCCUUUAUGUGAAAAAUGCAUAGUAUGCUAAAUACAGGUGUAUGUAAUUGGACAGCCUUAACGUGUUACUAGAUGGGGGAAGAGAGAAAAAAGGUUAAUUUGUGCCAAAGUAUUUUGCUCAUCUAUUUUUGCCUGGUAAAAAUGGUUGGUUGGGUGAGGAUGUGUCACACAGUGCCAUUUUGCCUUGCUUUUGAUGAUGCCAAAGCAGUGUCUGCUUAAAGCAGCCUGAAGGACCCUGUGGCAUUGAACCAGAUCUUGUGCUUUCAGGCACUGAAAAGAAAUAACCUUUACCUUUUUUCACUC